Messenger RNA from Porites evermanni, 5489 nucleotides. The record is from the annotation of a GenBank genome assembly. NCBI's taxonomy places the organism in Eukaryota, Metazoa, Cnidaria, Anthozoa, Scleractinia, Poritidae.
AGGCAGGAGCUAGGAGGAGGUCCACUGACAUGUCCAACAGACAGAGAAGCCUUGGAACGAAACAAGGUAAACUACAGUUCUUCUGAUCUUCCAGCAAAAUGUAAAUUUUUAUUCAGGAGGAGAAAAAAGAAACGGAUAGAGAUGUUUCAAUAUAUAGACACUUUUUCAUUUUUUUUUUUUUACAUUUCAGGACAUUUUCCCGGACAAAUCAACCGAAAGAAGGAUACUGUCACUAAUUAUCAAGUGUCCCAGUGAAGGUUGUGAAUGGACCGGUGAGCUCCGGGAAAAAGAGGUAAGUAUAGAAACUGAUUAGUGCGUUCAAUUAACCGUAGGCUGUCCCGCUUGCUGGCUCCCCUCUCUGAGGGUCCCCAAUUAGGUUUUUAGGGAUACGGGAUUGCAAACAUGCUCGGGAGGUGGGAUGCCAAAAAUAACCAUCAGAUUAUGGGAUUGAAAAACCCUAUUGGGGACCCUCUCUGUUGAUGGUUCAGGAAUUCUUGGUUUGUAGACAUGGUUCAGUAUUAAAGGAAUGAUGCUAUAUAUUUUUUUCGUGUAAUUAUUUUAACAGAAACACUUGGAUUCUUGCCCUUUGAGUAUGGUUUCUUGCACCAAUAAAAAAUGUGAAGUUAAAGUGGCUAGAAAAGAUCUGGCUGAACACGUGACCAACACGUGCGUCUGGAAAAUUUUAAAGUGUAGUCAUUGUGAAGAGAAUCAUCCCAAGUGCCAGAUGGAGGUAAAGGCAAAUUAGUUUUUAUUGCUAGUUUUUUAGAACUUUAACAACUUAAAUUAAAACUAAAAUUGACGCACGAAAAAAUUAAACGAUAUAUUUCCAUUCCAGAACCUCAAUUUCGCGUCUAAUAUUUCCAUAAUAGUAUGAUAGAUUACUUUCUUUAGCGAUUUCCUCUCAAAGAUCUUUACUAGACCAGCUUACGUUUUUAGAGUGCUUUUUUUAAGCAACAGUUAAGUUAGGAAUUAUGAAAAAAUGUCCAAGUUGAAAAACAAGGUUCGUAACUGCAUUGUGCCUAUUGUUGGCCAUAUUACAGUUACAGUAGUAGAGCACACUGUUGCGCAUGAACCUCUAAUUUACAUUUGUUUAUGUCACUGUUGAAGGGGCUUGAUUGUGAUGUUCAGUCCUAGUACUUGGUUCCUUAAUUUUUGAUUCUUAUUGCCUUGUUUUCUUUUUUGAGUAUUUAACGUCUUUUAUCAAAAUUCCGUUCAUUCUCCACUAUUUACCUCAGAUUUUGACUUUUUUUCUUGGCAGGCACAUCUAGAAAACUGUGAAGGUCUCUUAACUGGAUGUCCAAACAACUGCGGGAUUAAAAUAUUAAAGGAAAAGGUAAGACUGGUUGCGAUGUGCUCCCAGAUCAUAUACUAAAAAAUGUAUUGGUUUUGCCCACGAUGCCACGAAGCAUUUCAAGAACUCGUUUGAAAAGUGUUCAUGCGUUCCACAUCGAACUGAACUUUGAUGAGAGGGGAAAACCGGACUAUCCAGAGAAAAACUUCUAACAGCAGAGAAAAACAUAGUAUCAAGCUCAAGCCAUGGGAGGGUGGCACUCACUUCCCAACAAAGAAUCCUGGGUUCGAAUUCCGGAAGCGACGCCAUGUUGAGUUUGUUGUAUUUACUAUAUUUAAGUUAAUAUGAGUUCGUGUUUCGCCUUGUUCAUCAAAGAUUUUAUAAAGAUAGAACACAAAAAGCUGUGCUAAUAUAAAUUUUGGUCAGUUGCCUAUUGUGCGACGAAAGAAAGAUUUUUGAUAGCUUUUGAUAGUUUUUUGAAACGAAGUAGGAAGAGGAAGAAAAUAAAAGCCAACAAUUUGGCUUCCUUUCCGCUGCUCGAAAUUAAAGAUGUUACAGAUGAAAUUCUUCUGUCAAUGUUUUUGCCAGGUGUUGUGAAGUAUUGUAUGGUUAAUGGAAAUGGUUAAACCUUAUUAAUAACUAGGUUAUCCUGCCUGUUUUCUUGGAAGGUCUCAGACCACGUUAAAAAUACAUGCCCGCUGACUGAGGUUCCCUGCCCAUAUAAUUGGAUGGGCUGUACAUCCAAGGUAAUUUUGAUUAUUAAAAUUGAGAAGUUUAGUUGUGGAAUUUUAGAAUAUACUAGCGCAGGUAGGAACAGGGAAAUCAUGUAGCAUAAUGGCUCACGUCAAUACCUAAAAUCUCAAAGACAAUAGGGCAUUUCCGAGGUUUAAGAACUCUCACUUUCGAAACAAGGCUAAAUACAUAACCUUUUUUGUGAAAAUGAGUUUUAUUUGCUUUGAGAAUAAAAAUUCCUUUUAAUAUCAAUAGAUUGGCUUUUAGCCUCGCUUUGAAACAGAGGUUUUGGGGAACUCGGAAUUGGCCUAUAGCUUUGGUUCCAUUCGUUCAAAAGGUGAGAAGGCCAUUACUGUUAAUUCUUUCAGACUGAAAAGGUGCAUGACGCUUCCACGUGAAAGUAGCAUUGGUUUCCCUCAUACUUAUCCGCUGCAUAGUGAUUUGUUCGGUGGAUUAAUACACCAUCCAGCUUUUAAAAAAACUGGUGCUGGACCAAAGAGCGCGGGGAAAAUCACUUAGUUACAGUCGACUCCCGAUAACUCAAACCCUCGCUAUCUCGAACCUCGCGCUAACUCGAACUAAAAUCGAUUUUCCCUGGAUUUCCUUCUUGCACAUACUGUAAUUUUACCCUUGGUAACUCGAACCCUCGUUAACUCAAACCUAGAAAGACUGAACCUCCCGCUAACUCGAAAUAAUUUUUGUUUCCCUUCAGGUCACUUUUAUGUAAUUUUACCCCCAAAAACUCGAACCAUGUCUUAAACGCGCGUAGGAGUUUAUCCUGGCGCUUGACAAAUCGAAAAAUAAAAUCAAGCUUUGUUGUUUAAUUUCUUUUUCAAAAUAUCAUUAUAUGUCUUGUCGUACCCUGAAGUAAACUUUGUAUGGUGGGCCUUGAAUUGCUUCCCCAUCCUAUUUCCUUAUUUUCGGUUAUUUGCUUCAAGCUCCCGAUAACGCGAACUUUUUUCUAUUUCCUUAAAAGUUCGAGUUAUCGGUAGUCGAGAGUAUUCCUUUUUUGAGGAAACUCAAAAAAAAAACAAACAGAGUGCUUGUAAACGGAGAACAGCGAAUUUUUCCUAUUCAUGUCAUUUCUUUGAAGCUUGGAUAGAAUUGGACGAAUUGCAAUGAUCGCCAUUAAGUCAAACGAACACUGGAGUUCACUUAGACAGCAAAACAGUGGUUUUUUUCUCAAAAUCAGGAAAGAAAUCGGUAAAGCGUGGCGUAAGAGUCUUACGCGCGCGAAGCUCGCGAGCCUCACCCGCCCGUAGGGCUCUUAUUCUCUCUGUUUUCAGCCUCGUUCCAGAUCUUUUGUUUGACUGUUCGCGCGUACUUGAAUACGCAAAAAUACGGACUGUUUUGCAGUCUAGAGUUCACUUUAAUACAGCCAAACCUCGUUUUACGGACGACCGCUUAAUACGGACACCUCAUUAUUACUCAUUACUGCUUUGUCCCUGGGGAAAGAAACCGGCAGACGUUUCUCCUCGCUCAUCGCCACUGAGGGACGUUUAGCGAGGAGGAAAGGUCCCUCGGCGGCGAUGAGCGAGAAGAAACUUCUGCCAUUCGCAGGCUAAAGAAAGCCCUUACAUUUUCUCUAAAUUCAACCCGCUUAAUGCGGACUCCGCGUUAAUACAGACAAUUUUUAUGGCCGCCUCAGUGUCCUAAUUAACGGGGUUUGACUGAUGUACAGUAAUUGACGUGUUCGAUCAUGUCGUCACCAUCGCGGUUGUUUAAGCCAAAAGCAUCUAAAACUUGCCAUGUGAGUGCUUGGUAGUAUAUUGCGUAAAGCCCCAUGGAAACGGACGCAACAUUGUUGGAUGUUACAUGUUGCGUCUGUGUGCACGCGCUGUUGCAUGUUGUUGGAGUUGUUAAACUUUUGAGCCAAAAAGUCCUCACGUCGGCGUGAUCACAAAGCGUAGCUUAACAAUGUUGCAUCCGUUUGCACAGCUCUAAGAGACAGCAACGCAAUAACUUCGCGUGGUAGACCAACACGCGUGAUGAGCCAACAUCGUUGGAAAUUGUUGCAUCCGUUUGCACACCACUGCUUACGCGGACGCAACAACUCCGAACAUUGUUGGCCUAAUAAUUUUGGGAGAUUUUGCGUCCCAUGUUUGCACAUAGCUUAACGUAUUGAACAAUUUAAAGGGUUCAUAUGGGAAUAGGAUAUGAUUAAGAACAGGAUCAGGAUUUGCACGCUUCGAAAAAAACAAAAAAACACGAAAGGACACAAAAUAUAGCAGAAGUAAGUUUAUAGUACAGUCAAACCCUGUUAAUACGCAGACUGAGGGAGUUCUAGAAAGUGUCCGUGCGUGUUAAAGAGGGGCUGUAUUAAGCGGGUUAAAUUUAGAGAAAUGUAACGGUUUUCUUUCCCCUGGGACAAAGCAAACUGCCCUUAAUAAUGAGGCGUUCAUAUUAAGAGGGUGUCUAAAAAACGGGGUUUGACAGUAUUUCUUUUCUCCAUAAAAUUUAAUUAUAAGCUAAUGUUAGGCGAUUUUCAGUUCUUAUUUUUUCUAUAUGAGCCUUAAACAAAUGAUCAUUGCGUUACGAUGUAUCUAUUAUAUAAAUCGCUCACAUAGUGACGGGUAAGACCCCUGUGCUAAAAGCUGCUAAAGGUAUCGUUAAUGACCAAAGUAGAAGAUACGUUGGAAAAAUAAUCUAAAAAUUUUUUUAAAAAACUGACAUAAAGUAAAUUGUAUAAAAACCAGGCAAGAAAGGCCUAUUUUAUGCUGAUAUUUUAUUACAGGUUCAGAGAAAAGUGCUUGAAUCACAUCUCCAGUCUGAGACCGGCCAUCAUCUUAUUUUGAGUUGUUGUAAGUUAAACGGCACUCAAGAUGAAGUGAGAAAACUUCAAACAGAAGUGAGGGAACUUCGGGAAAGAGAAAACAUUCGCCACAAUGAAAUUGAAGAAAGAGAUCAGGCCCGCCAAAAUCAUUCGGAAGAAAGAGUACAAGGCCUUCAAAAUCGUUUUGAAGAAAGAGUGCAGGCCCUUCAAAAUCAUUUUGAAAAGAGAGUUAACGUGCUAACAGAUAUCAACCAUAAAUUAAAGGGUGAUCUGAAUACCACUCGCAUGGCACUCUUUUUUUGCUCUGCCGUUCUUAUCGUUAUUAUUGCUGUGUUGCUUGGCCGUUUGGAAAAACGCGAAGAGCAAAUUAAUGACGUGCAAAACAAGCUUACAAGGAAAGUGGGUGAAGUGGAAAAGAUUCUGGAAUUUAAAGUGACUGAUGUACGUGAACAGCUGGUGAACGAUAUGAAUGAAGUUAAGAAAAGUCUUGAAACAAAACUCGAAGAGCAAGUUAAUGGCGUGCAAAACAAACUUACAAGUAAAGUGGGUGAAGUGGAAAAGAUUCCGGAAUUUAAAGUGACUGACGUACGUGGACAGUUGGUGAACGAUAUGAAUGAAGUUAAGAAAAGUCUGGAAGUUAAAAUGGAAGAUCUUGAAGAGAGGGUAAGUAAUGCAUGUAAAGAAAAUAACUAG